AUGCACGGCCACCAGCCUCAUCCCGUCACUCCCGGCGGCGCCACCGCCAUAUCCGACGCCUUCCUUGCCAAAAGAGGAAAGCGACGUGGAAGCUACAACUGUGGCCGAUGUGGACAACCGAAGAAAGGCCAUGUAUGUCACCUUCCACCUCCAUCGAUCACUGAUUCAAGCUCUGCUGCUGUUACUCCAACUGAUUCAUCAACUUCCUCCGCGACCACCAUUAUUCCGGCUUCACCUCCGUUAUCUGCGGUCCGUCCGCAUCAACGGCAGCAGCCGUACUCGAAUCUACGACGAGCGUUGUCGUUUGAUGAUAUUGAUGUUCAUGAGUUGCCGGAAUCUGAUGAUGAGGGAGGGGAGGAGGAGUAUCUCUCGCCGGAUGUGGAGUUUAAUAUUGGAUCUGGUGGUUUGCCAGCGAGUUGUUUGUGGGAGGUGUUGAGGAGGUUGCCGCCGCCGUCGUUGUUGUCGGCUGCGAAGGUGUGUAAGGGGUGGCGGGACGUUACGAAACGGCUUUGGCGAGCUGCUGAAGAGCUCCGACUCAAGGUUCCGCCCAGGACUCAAGUCGGAUUUGUUGGAUCGGUUUUACAGAAAUGUCCAGCUCUUGCUAGACUAUCACUUACCAUGGAAAGUGAUAUGGAUUCAACUAUGCUGGCCUGCAUUGCAUUUGCCUGCCCGAAUCUUGAGUCUCUGGAGAUCUUCACAUGUGAAGGCUCAUUUAAUCGCAUUACUGGGGAUGAAUUGGGCCGUUUUGUUGCUGAUAAGCGCUGUCUCACAACUCUUAAGAUGGAGGGGUGUUCUAACCUUGGGGGCUUUGCUCUCUGUUCCAACACACUCUCCACACUUUGGCUUUCAGAUCUUCAUUCACUUUCAAAGAUGGUUUUCAAUUGCCCCAAUUUAAAUGAGAUAUCCCUUGAUUUUUCUUGCCAAGCGAACGAUGGCACUGAUCUUACUGCUAUGAUGGAUGGCCUUGGAAGAAGCUGUCCUAGAUUAAAAAAUAUCCACAUUUCUUCUCUUCAACUUUCCCAUUCUGUUGUGCUUUCUCUCACUGCUGCUAAUUUAAGGGGAUUGCGUAUGCUAUCGCUUGUACUGGGAUCAGAAAUAACUGAUGCAUCGGUUGUAGCAAUUUCUAAAAGCUACUCGAACUUGGAAUUGCUUGAUCUCAGUGGGUCUAGCAUAAGUGACAGUGGUAUUGGGAUGAUAUGCAAUGUAUUCCCAGAGACUCUAACAAGACUCCUACUUGCUCUAUGUCCUAAUAUCACAUCAAGUGGUAUCCAAUUUGCCACAGCCCAAUUGCCUCUUUUGGAACUUAUGGACUGUGGGAUGACAAUAUGUGAAUCAGAUGCACAAUAUCCAACCCAUGACGGGAAUGGUGGUUCUGAACUACAAAGAUCACCAAACAGCAAGCUGCAUCUUAUAUAUCAGAAGUUGUUUAUAAAGCAUGCUCGGUUGAAAAAGCUAAGCCUUUGGGGUUGUUCCAGCCUUGAUUCCUUGUAUCUAAAUUGCCCAAAUCUCAAUGAUCUGAACCUAAACUCUUGUAAAAAUCUCCUUCCAGAAAAAUUAGUCCUGCAAUGCCCUAAGCUGGAAAGUGUGCAUGCUAUUGGUUGCCAAGAUAUAUUAAUCCAAGCAGUUCAAACUCAGGUCUCCAGUGAACCUGCUCCUAUAGAAAACCGUUAUUCUUGUAAAAGGAUGGCUGAUGGUUCUAAGAGAGUUGGAAUUCCAUUUUCCUUUAGCCAACAGUCACCCGAUGAGAAAAUGAGUUGGAAGGUUCGAAAGCGGAGGUGCACCGUGCUUGUAGAAUGAUACCAAAUUAUUGAUUCAUGGGCAACAAACAGAUGGGAUUAAUGUAUGAUAAAACUGCAUAUCAGUAAUGAAGUUGGUGAUUACAAAAAAAACUAAUUCUAUUUCACAUUUUCCAUGGGUCAAAACAAUGCUUUUCCCAUGUGAUCACAAUAAAAGAUGCAACUAUGAUUGCUCCAAAACUGCAAUGCGUCAUAUGUAUAAACCUUUUAAUCUUCUUAACCUGGAUCUUGCAUUCAGCC
This is a messenger RNA of Cynara cardunculus var. scolymus (artichoke), 2036 nucleotides long. Its product is annotated as F-box/LRR-repeat protein 17. The record is from RefSeq and is a predicted model, not a curated record. Gene Ontology annotation, molecular function: protein binding. The coding region runs from base 1 to 1797 and encodes 598 amino acids. The transcript has 11 exons. NCBI's taxonomy places the organism in Eukaryota, Viridiplantae, Streptophyta, Magnoliopsida, Asterales, Asteraceae.